Molecule: messenger RNA, 5282 nt
Organism: Haliotis rufescens (red abalone)
Lineage: Eukaryota; Metazoa; Mollusca; Gastropoda; Lepetellida; Haliotidae
Product: cyclic nucleotide-gated cation channel alpha-3-like
Exons: 4
Coding region: 904-3846 (980 amino acids)
Biological process (GO): potassium ion transport; monoatomic cation transmembrane transport
Cellular component (GO): plasma membrane; intracellular cyclic nucleotide activated cation channel complex
Molecular function (GO): protein-containing complex binding; cGMP binding; voltage-gated potassium channel activity
Source: RefSeq, a predicted model, not a curated record
AUUGGCUUGGACUGAGAAAGUCAUUACCUUGCGUCGUUUGUACCAGAUCUCUGUUACAGUUUCGUUUCAACAUUCUAGCAGAUCUUUUUUUUAUAUAUUCUUGGUUCGUAAAUCGCCACUUUUCAUAUCUGAUAGGGACAUGGCAUUAAGCCCAUGAAUAUGCACUAGCUUUGAAUCGGUAGCUGGGCAAGUGGUUCCAUCUAUAUUUAACGUGUUUUGCAUUCAAUACAACAGCCGGGGAUGGCCCCUUGUGAUAAAGACGGGCUACAGCAAGAGAUAGUUCCCCACUAUGAUUGUAUUUCGGAAUAUGGAAUUACGUGUGUCAGUGGCGUCGUGUCUGAGGAGCCCGUAGUGGCAACUGCUGUGACGAGGAACUAGCCCUGUGUACACACAGCUCAACAGAUGCCCUGCCGCAGCAGCCGUGUAUAUGUCCAUAUGUCGCAGUGUCUGCCGGCCGGCAGGUAGCACGGAGAGCCGAUGGUUCGACAUGACAUUGUGUCUCAUAGCGAGAUGCCUAACGAUGUGAGGUGGACCCCGGUCGUUCUGUUGUAGUGGACUGUGCGGUGACGAGCGUGUUGUCACUACAGGAGCAUGUGAAGUCACUCGCCCUGCAUGCGAGUCUGUGUAUACAUGUUGUAGUGAUAUUUCGAUGUGACGUAGGACUGUUUUACACACUCGACACACGUGGUGUGCAAUUCCAUCGAUCUGACUCAACUGUCAUCUGUCGUCUGCUCGUGUGAGGUGUUGAUGCAAAAGUGGAAUACUUUAUGGACGCGUGUCAUUGACGGUGUGAUAUUACAGUGUGUUGGAUAUAUUCUUUAAAAGCUGUAAUCUGGAUGUGCCCUUUUAACGGAGUACAUGUGAGUUUAACAUUCGAUUCAGCCGUAUGGAGGCGCUAAAACAAUGUCGGGUGCAUUGGCGCGGAGAAAGACUAGCGACACUGGUUUGGCGGUCAGAUACACGCCGUGCGCCAAUUCAGAAUUGGAUGGGGACGAAAUUGAGGAAAUCGCCAUCGUGAGCAAAGAUGCAAAAGAGUCACUGGAAGAUGAGGUUGAGGUGGAGGCAGACGUCGAAUGUGGCGAGCAGACGACAACAGCCAACGGUCCUCGAUCGCUCCCUGGGUUGGAGAUCUUCUCAUCACCGAGUGAUCGCACCAAGUUGAUUGGUGAAAGAUUAAGUUCCAGCGAUAAAAUUAGCCUCUCCUCGCCCAUCUAUUCAAAUAAGGUUGUGGAACAGAAAUCGAAGUCAACGUCGAAACAAAGUCUGUUGGAUAUUGUUAGCGGCAAACUGGAUCUUGUCAAAACACGGAAGCGCUAUUCCCUUGCCCAGUCCUCGCUCAUGAAAAAGCCGAGACCGAGCGAGGCCAAUAUUGUGACAUCGCGAGGCAUUCGGAAACAGCGAAAGAAGGAAAUCGAGGACAAAUUCGGCAAAAAGAGCGUCAGAGGUGAACGAUUCGAAACCGCGACAUCGGUCAGCUCGGACAGGGAUGGAUGUAACUGGACAUUCGUGUUUGACCCCUCCGGAAGGCUUUGUUAUUGGUGGUCAUCUGUGGUCAGUAUGGCGUUCUUAUACAACUUUUGGGUCAUUAUUUACAGAUUUGCAUUUCAGGAGAUUAACGCAGAUAACCUGUCCGUGUGGUUCACCCUGGACUACACCGCCGACUUCCUCUACGUCCUUGACAUCGCCUUCCACUUCCGGACGGGUUAUCUGGAAGACGGUGUGCUACAGACAGACCCGACCAAGCUUAGACUCCAUUACAUGAACACGACCACUUUCUACAUAGAUUGUUUGUGUUUACUACCGUUAGAUUUUUUGUAUCUUUCCAUCGGUUUCUGCUCAAUCCUUCGCUGUUUUCGCCUGGUCAAAGUUUAUCGUUUUUGGACGUUCCAAGACCGAACGGAACGUCACACAAACUACCCCAACGUGAUCCGAACCGGUACUCUGCUGCACUAUCUCUUGGCGUUGUUUCACUGGAAUGCGUGUCUCUACUUUGUGGUAGCGACGAGGAUGGAGAAGUCUCAGGACACGUGGAGGUUCCCCAAGGAUAGCACGAACACCGUCCUUCAGUACCUCCACGCGUUGUACUGGAGCACCUUGACCCUCACCACCAUUGGGGACCCUCCCUCACCCGUUACCAUGGGAGAGUACUUGUUUACUAUUUUUGAAAUGGUGUUUGCGCUGUUGCUGUUUGCAACGGUGCUGGGACACAUUGCCAAUAUAGUGACAAAUGUGAGUGCGGCCAGAAAAGAGUUUCAAGCGCGGCUUGACGGAGUAAAAACAUACAUGGAGUUGAGACGGGUUCCUUUAAAACUUCAGGAUCGAGUGAUAAAGUGGUUCGAUUACUUGUGGAUGUGCAAUAAAUCUAGUGAUGAAGAAAAGAACCUUGGCUUAUUACCGGAUAAGUUAAAAGCUGAGAUAGCCAUUCAUGUACACCUGGACACGUUGAAACGGGUGGAGAUCUUCCAGGCCACGGAGGCUGGCUUUCUGUGUGAGCUUGUGCUCCGUCUCAGACCCGUGCUAUUUUCCCCCGGAGAUUAUAUAUGCAGAAAAGGUGAGGUGGGUAAAGAGAUGUACAUUGUCAACCGCGGGAGAUUGCACGUGGUGGCGGACAACGGGAAGACGGUGCUCGCCACUCUUAAACCAGGCAGCUACUUCGGUGAAAUCAGUAUAUUAAACAUGGGCACUGCCGGCAACAGAAGGACCGCUUCCGUGCGUUCGGUAGGGUAUUCAGACCUGUUCUGUUUAGCAAAGAAAGACCUGUGGGACGUUUUAAAGGAGUACCCCGCUGCCAGAGUGAAACUGGAAGCAAUUGCUGUGAAACGCUUGGAAAAAUAUAAAAAGGCGCCAUUAGAAAAAGUUGCAAUGUCAAGGAGUAAGAGCACGCCCGGCCUCGUGGAGUCUGCCGGCAAAGUACCGCUGGAGACGAUGCUUGUGCACCGCCACCACACCCUUCCCGCCGGCCUCCCCGCCCACAACAGCACAGAGGAGAGACACGACCAGUAUGGCGCGGAUUACGGGGGAGGAGGAAUGGGUCAAGCGUCUCGCAGCGAGGACAACAUCAUCGCUCACUGCGACGAGCACGAAAGAAACGAGUCGCUGGAAUCAGCGCAGCAAGUUGUGUGUAACAUGACAACUUCAAUGACAAUAUCGAGUAUGACGUCGUACGCCAGUGGAUCGCCGCCACAGAGAUCACCUGUCGUCACGGAAGCUGCCAAAAGUCCUUUCAGUCCUCCACCGUCGCCUCGACAGACGACGUUCUCUGUGGCGGGAAUCUCCACCGUCAGUGCCAAUACACCUCCGACCAUGUCCGACCACUAUCAGCGGACGCAGCCCCAUUACCAAGGAAACUUUAACCCCCUUCCACAGAACUACUCCUAUGUUAACCAGCCCCAAAUGGCGUACCUGACGCCUUUCUCAGCACCCCCAGUCUACAGCCCUCCCUCACCCAAUAUGAUCCUGACCAAUCCUAACAGCCUGGGGGCUUCUCAGUCCAGCCUCGUACCCCCUCACCACAUUCAGCAUACCCUCCAAACUCAUUCCCCAAUGGCCAUGUCGCCCAUGACAGCUAGCAUUAGUCCAGUGAGCAUAGGUUCGCCGUGUAGACAAACAGAUACCCAAGCUGAAAUUUUGCUCAAGGAGAUAUCCAGGUUAAGAGAAAGACUCGCUCAGUUGGAGAGUGAGAACUCAGCCCUGACUGUGAAGCUGAACCAGCAACAGUGGGACGUGGAGAAUCGCUUGACAGAAUUGGAAAUGCAUAUUUGUCAGAGUGACAGUGUAGCCAGUACUGGGUCAGGUGACGAGAAACAGGACAAGCAAGCUCCCGUUAACAGGGAAUCGGUCAUAUGAUAUAGUGGAUUAAGGGGUCUUCAGCGUAUGCAGCCCCAGGCCCUACAAUCUGAUCGUAAGAUCAAAACACUGGGUCUGGUUCAAGCAUCAUCGGAUGCUAGUGUGCAUGGACGUCUGAGAAGGACAGGGCAACGGGUAGCCAUACUGUCAAGGGCGAUAACUCCACAGCGGUGAUGGGCGCCAGGUGGCCCAUGCUGUCCUGGGAACCUACGAGAGCGUUUGAUUGUGAUGGAAAUUUCUGCUGCUCUACCAUACGAUGUACAUCACAUUUAGGGACCAGUCUUUCAGAAGCCUUUUCUGAGAUUUCAGGGAUUGAACAAUUAAUCUUCUACUUCUAGAGGACGGUGUGCUUCAUAUCAGUAAUCCACAAACGAAGGCGGAAGCUCCCUUCUGAAAUGAAAGAUACCAAGAGUAGUUCCCCUUGAACAAUUUCCCUAUCUUCAAAGUGCGAGAGUACCAACUGACCAUUGAUGGGUUCUCUCCCUUUGCUUCAUGUCACUGUGGAAAGGCUCUGCUAGCGCCAUCGUGCGGUGAGUGGGUGCAACGGUAGACUACUCGUCUCUAACUUGCUGUGGUUGUGAGUAUAGUCAAAUAUUUCUGCUCAAAAUGCGGAAUGUUGUGAUGACAGAAUUGAGUUUAUAAUCCAAGAUUCUGAGCAACUGAGACAAGAGCAGAAAAUGUGAUGACAUCCAGAAUUAGGUAACACCUAUGUACAACAAUGUAUAUAUUUCAGUGCAGACCGUGCAUUGAUUGGAUACACCUCCACAAGAUUAAAACCAAAGAAACGUCAAAAAGGCAAAUAAUCCGUGAGAAAAAGCAAUGGUCGUGACGUCACCGCAAAGCUCAUAUCCACUGCAAUACAAAACUGUCCAACAUGGAGUUCUCAGUGUUGAAUGUGAUUGGACAGAUAUGUCACGUGAUGGUGAGCCACGUGACUACCAGUGUCAAUGCCAGGGUCGUACCCGAUGCAAGAAGAGAACACGCUUCCUUUUUUAAGAUGCAAUUUAGAACCAAACUAGCAUUUGAAAAGCUCAAAUAUGACGCUUUCUAUGUUCUGGGGUUUAUUCUAAAUACACAUUCAUAGGUAUGUUCAAAUGUUUAGCGAGAGGCGGUAUGGGGAUCUAGAAUCAGCCUCAAAACACCCACAGUCAACUACGGCUAUGAUGUGGCCAGUGGUCCAGUCAAAGAAAAAAACGCUAUGACUCACGAAAAAAGGGAUUUUCCUAACAUUUUAGAAACUGAUUUACGGUUCUUCAGUGACCUCUUGAUGAAGAACGGACUGAAAAUGAAUGAUAAAAAAUGACUUUUUUAAAGAGGUUUUCACGCUUCAUGGCAAUGGUGGGGGCACGGGUGGCCCAGUCGUCUAAGGCGCCGCGAUUCGCUGUGCAGAGUUGCGUCCCUUGGGCACGCCAGAAACCUAUGAUUGUGGGUUCGAA